AAUUUGUCAUUAGUUGGUUGGAAUUGUCUUGGGAUGUAACUAAACAUUUUGCAUAUUUGAAUGAUGAAUAAAAUAGUUUUUGCGGGUAUUCUGCUAUAUUUUUUUUUUCAAUUUUCCAUUAAAGGAUUGUUACAUAUUUUUUGUUUUAUGGGUGUAGGGUGGUAUCUACUGGAGUCACCCGGUGUUUGCUACUACAAUGUUGGCUAUACUGCUGCAGCACAUCUAUUCGUCGCUAAUGAAUCAAAUUCUAUCUUUACCUAUCAAAACGGAUGAAAAAUGUCUAUCAUAUUAUGGUUUAUGCAACUAAUUUGAUAGCAAUUGGGGGUGCUGUACCCCCGCCACCGCAAGCUCAAGCUUAUACCCCUCAACCACCUCCGCAGGCUAACCCCGGUGUGCAAGCACCUCAACCUUAUGGAGUUCUACCAGGAAUACCCACUUCAUCGCCUUAUGUAAUACCUGGACAGACGCAGCUUUAUCCCCAGGGUCCACCCCCUACGUAUGAUCAGGCGUUGACUCAUCCCGCUUUGGUUGGACAACAUAUCUAUCCACCUGGUACUAUGUAUGCUGCAGGUUAUCCAACUUACCUAGGUUAUCCAGCCUACACCCCUAUGCAGUAUUAUCCAUCGUUAGGGGCUUAUUCCUACGCCAUGCAACCAACUGCUCAGUUAAGACCGACAAUCAUGAUACCGAAUGGCUAUGACGCAGGGGCAAGAUUUGACGGGAUAGCACAACAAGUGAUACCACCUGCACCACCCGGUGUACCUCCAUCCGCCGCACAGUUGGCAGCCAUGGCCGGCCACCAGGUGGCCUUGGGACAAAAAAAGAAUACCUUUUUAACAGGGGGUUCAGAUGGGGGUUACACAUUCUGGUAGGGUGUUCAAUUAGGUUAGCGAAUUUUCAUUUUAUAGACAGGUUAUUUUCUGAUCUAUUACAAUGAUAUGCUUUCGAAAAUUUGAAAGCGAGUAUUAUUUUUAUGACUUCAGUUGGUUUUUGACUUACCCUGAUGUUCUACAAAAUUUCCUACCUUUUCUGUCUGUGUUCAGAAAAAAAUAUUUAUUGGAGCAAAUAAGCAUGAUACGUUAAAAAGAAUUAUUUCCAUUUAUACUUUUAUAUUCCUCUUUAGUUUGUGCAAUUUAAACUUACGUUUUCCAAAGAUUAUCAAUCUCAAACAUUCCUUGUUUUAUUCAAUGUCAGGUUCCAGAAGUUUAGCUAAUUUACUUGUUGUUUAACAUAUUUUUUGGAGUUGAAUAUUUUUGGAAUGAUUUCAAAUGAACUAUUACAAACUGAUAUUGACGAAGUAGUGCAAUAAAUGUUUUAUAGUAGGUUAUGAAGUUGAAUCUUGUUGUUGAGGAAUUUUUGUUCUAAGUUGACUCAUUAGAGAAAUUGAAAUCAUUCGGCAAUAAGAAACUAUGAAAUAGAUUGGAUAAGAAUUUUGCUCAUUAAGACAGUUAUAGUACAAUUUUUGUUUUAUAUUAUUGAAAGAAAAGAUUUGAUUUGAAAAGAAUAUGCUUCUCUUAACAUUUUUUUGUUGAAUAAAUUGAGUCUUUUAUCUGAACAUUGUAUUUGAUAUUUUUUCUUUUUUCUGAAGAAAUUUUUGCAGCUUAUUUCUUCCUAGUCAAUAAUUCAUAUUUGAUACAAUCUUCAGGCAAUGACAAUGUAGAUUAUAUAUGAAACACCAACAAAAAUUUGUUACUUGCCAUUAUUUUGUUGUACUGAUGUUUAUGUUGUUAACUUUUACAAUGAAAAUUACUAUUGUAAGACUGCAAAAAUCUAUUGUCAAAUAUAUUAUGAACAGUA
Molecule: messenger RNA, 1797 nt
Organism: Coccinella septempunctata (seven-spotted ladybird)
Lineage: Eukaryota; Metazoa; Arthropoda; Insecta; Coleoptera; Coccinellidae
Product: DAZ-associated protein 2
Exons: 5
Coding region: 270-872 (200 amino acids)
Source: RefSeq, a predicted model, not a curated record